AUGAAACAUGCUAAGGCGAUGAUUGUUAUUGAGCGUAUGUUUGGACAACUAAAAGGCUUAUGGGCCAUUUUACGUAGUAAUUCAUAUUAUCCAGUUGAGACCCACGACAUGGUAAUGAUGGCUUGCACAUACUUGCAUAAUUUUAUCAAGGUUAACAUGGAGUAUGAUCCUGUUUUGGGUGAUGAGGAAUAUAUCAUUCAGCUUGAGCAAAUAAUGGUAGCUAAUGAUGGUGAAUGUGAAGAAUACAUUGAAGUUGUUGAAUCAUCACAAGCUUGGAGUGCUAUAAGGGAACAACUCGCUCAACAAAUGUGGCCAGAAAGCUAG
Messenger RNA from Salvia splendens (bonfire salvia), 324 nucleotides. RefSeq lists its product as uncharacterized. NCBI's taxonomy places the organism in Eukaryota, Viridiplantae, Streptophyta, Magnoliopsida, Lamiales, Lamiaceae. Bases 1 to 324 code for a protein of 107 amino acids. The transcript has a single exon. The record is from RefSeq and is a predicted model, not a curated record.